Messenger RNA from Linum trigynum, 2979 nucleotides. The record is from the annotation of a GenBank genome assembly. Lineage: Eukaryota; Viridiplantae; Streptophyta; Magnoliopsida; Malpighiales; Linaceae.
AUUGCAAGCUCCAAAUGGUGGAUUUUUAUGUUUGUAGUUGUUUUAAGACUUAAAUAUUUGAAAUGCUUUAUGACUUAUGUGUUGAAAAGUUUGAUUUUAUCAUUGAUGAUGCAUAUAAUUACAUAUUUAUUGUUUAUAUUAGGGGUAAAAAAUAAUUAAAAAGUGAGAAGAUACAAGUAACUUCACAAAUUCGGUUUUGCUUGAAAAACCGAACCGAAUUAUAAUUCGGUUUAAACCGACCGAACCGAAUUAUAAUUCAGUUCAAAUUCGGUUUGAGGUUUUGGAGAAUUCGGGGACCCGGUAUUCAUAAUUUUGGUUCGGUCGAAACCGAACCGACCGAAUGCCCACCCCUACGUGGCACUAUGGCUCGGGUAAUCCGAGCAGAGGGUACCCGGACCUGCAGGGAGGCUACCAGGGGUACUAUGGCUCGGGAAUUUCGAGCAGGGGGCAUGGAUUCUCAUAUGGGCAGCCAUGGAGGGCCCCGGGCAGUGACAGGUAUGGGUCGUGCUAUCCUAGUUAUGAGGGUGCUAAUGGGAUAGUCUUUCGUGCUAAGCCUCCUACCAUUGAGUUUCCGAAAUUCAAGGGGCAAGAGGAUGCAGGACUCUGGUUGUAUGCAACUGAGAGGUGGUUUCAGAACCACCCAAUUUCGGAGGAACGGAAGGCCUACCAGGCGUCCUUCCAUUUAGAAGGAGAUGUGCUCCAGUGGUGGGAGUGGAUGGAGAGAUCGUAUACGGCCGCUGAGACUUUGAUCACCUGGGCCAUGUUCCAGGAGGAGCUCCGUUACCAGUUCGAGAAAUCAGAAGGAUGGGCACCGGAGCAGCUUGCGAAGCUGAAACAGACUAGCACGGUGGCUGACUACCGCGCAGAGUUCUUCAAGCUGAGCAACCAGUGCAAAGGAGUGCCGGAGGACACCCUGGUGGGGCUAUGCAUGGCGAGUGUCAAGCCCGAGAUAGCAGCAGCAGUUCGAGUAUUCGAGCCAGGUUCUUUGAAAGCUGCUUUUUGUCUUACAGGUCACAAGGAGGAAGAACUUGCCAGCUGGAGAAGUACUAUUGGCCGUUACACUAGGCCAAGUGGAGGGGGCAGCAGUAGUGGAGGCAAUGGAGGAGGAGCCGCGGCGGGAAAUGCAGUAGGGGCAAGCACCGGGGGCGGGAACCCUGCACCAGUGACCAGGGGAGGGCCUCGGUCCAUACCAAAAGGGUUCUACCGGCUCUCACCGGCCGAGAUUGAGCAUAAGAGGUGGGAGGGCAAGUGCUUCAAUUGUGAUGGCCGAUUCACCAUCGGUCACCAGUGUUCGAAGCCGGAUUUGAUGAUGCUAGUUGGGCGAUGGGAGGAUGAAGCAGUGGACGAGGCAGAGGACGACGAGCAUGGCGAGAAGGAGACCCAGUGAGUAGAGGACCAACCUUGAGGACAAGGUUGUUUUCCGAAGGAAGAGGGGAUGAUAGAAACUAGUAUUUAGCAUUUUUAAUUACUUAUUGGAUUAUUAUUAUUUUGGAUUAUUGGGACUAUUUCGGGGAUUGGGGAAUAAAUUAUAGUCGGGUAAGCAGUAGGGAAUUAGCCAAUUAUUAUAUAAAUUGCUUGUAAGUGGGAUUAGGCCACUAAGCAAGAUUAAACCUAAUAAACCCUAAUCUUUCCUCUCUCUCUCCCUUCUCCUCUCCCUCGGCUGAACUUCUUCUCCCUUCUCAUUCCUUUGGCUGCCGAGCAGCCCUGCUCCUCUCCCUUCCCAUUUCCAAACUUCCCCCUUCCACUCUCUUCUGCACUCAAAUCACUAGGGUCAUCCUCUCAUUGACCCCUAGUCCAAAUCCCUAGAUAGAACUCUGUGCAGCGCGUUCUAUCAUGUUGUUAUAGUAACAUCAUAAUUCAUUAAGGGUAAAUGAGUAAAAUUACACCAAAAAAAUAUAAAUAUAAAAUUAUUCAACCUCCCUCUUCCUCGCUUCUACCGCUUUCACGUGAAUCCUGGUUGGAGACGACUCAGACCAGAGCAUGCACUGGUUUCCUUCUUCCUGGUCGCCACUCGCAGGCGAUGCUCUGCUUCUUCCGGGUCGCCACUCGCAGGCGUUUCUCUCCUUCUUCUUCCCGGUCGCCACUCGCAUGCAAAGGAUCAUAGAGCUUUGUGUUUGCUCUCUUUGGAGAAUGGGAGGUCAAUCUGCUGACGGAGAACGGAACAUCGGCGCCGACCUCUGCUGACGGCAACUCUAACGUCGAACAAGGGAGUCAAUCUGCCAUCGACGGAAAUAGGGUGACUUACUCAACGACGCACUCGGAGGAGAGCUACGGCGGAGGCGGAGAGAAGAUGUAGCGAAACCGCAAGUCGCUGCGCUGCGGGUGCCAAGCCAAUAUGCGCGUUGUCAAACGGGCGGAUUUAGACGUCCGCGUCCCUAAGUGGCGAGUUACAGGUUUCAACAAUUUUCUUAAUCAUGGACUGUUGAAUUCUAGCCAACUCUCUCUUCUUCCAUCUUACUGCGGCAUAUCACUAGAUGACAAAAGCGGGAUUUGUAUAUUUCCCAAAGCUGGGUUGUCGGUUUGUCAUAUGUUGAGGUUGAUGGGAUGAAGGAUGAAGAUCAUAGCUUCAAGUGUGAGUUCAAGAUAGAUGGGAACAAUAGAUUGUCUCAUAAUACAAACCACUAAUCUUUCAAAACAUAACAAAAAUAUCACAAAACAUACUAUAAUUAUUUUUAAAGCAUACCAGAAAUCUCCUAAUAUAUACCACAAAUUGCGUAAAACAUACUAGAAACACCACAAAGCAAACCACAACUAUUUCUAAAACACACCAAAAACCUCCUAAUGCAAACCACAAAUGCGAUAAAACAAACCACAAAAAAGCAUACUAGAAACCUUCUAAAGCAAACCACAAGUCUCCUAAAACAAACCAGAAAUCUCACAAAAGCAACCCAUAAUAUUUUGAAAAGCACACCAGAAACACCCUAAUGCAAACCACAAACACGGACAAGCAAACCAAAACAAUAAACGUCCUAAUGCAGA